AUGAAUUUCCAAACAGCUCAGCGAUGUCUGGAGCUGGCUGCAGGCGUCGCGGCUGAGAGUGAAAGCUGUUCGUUAGAACGUAAUAAGCACUCUGGACUAGAUGAGCAGAGCGACGUGCCCAUGACGCAGGUUCCGGACGAUUCGGGUUCAAAUGUGCUUUUGAGCACUCAGAUCCAGGGCAGGCUUGAUGAGUUAGAGCUGAAAGAUGGAAUGCGUAGAGACCUCUCUCAAUUUGCACUUGACACUCCUUUGCCUGCAGCUAUAGAGAAGAAGAGCACCAGAAGAGCGAAAGUAAAACCAGGUACUCCUAAACCGCGUUCAAAUAAGAGACGCAAGAGAAGCAGCACUACAGUGAAAAGUAUCACGCAGUAUAACAUGGAGAAAUUCGAGUCCAUCAAGGGCCAGCAGCGCAGACGCCAUGUCAUGUCCCUUCUCUCUGGGAAGAAGGGGAAAAUCAAGGAUAUCUUGGACUGUUUAGAGGCCGACCAGCCCUCCCUCAUACCACCUAAAAAAAAGUGCUCUUUUUCCACUUAUAGCGCGGAAGAAUGGUCACACAUUCUACAGCUGCUUAGCUCUCGGUUUCCACGCUGUCCCCCAUCUCAAGUGGACAGGGUAUUUGACUAUCUUUACGGAGAAGAAGAUGAAGCACAUGUUUGGUACGCGUCACAAAUACCGCCCGCCGGUGCCGAAGAUCAGGUGGAAGGCUCUCGUGGCUCUUGCUUUCAGGCAGUGCCUCCCGUGGCGCUUACUCUCUCGCAGGCGAUUGAGGAUGACGGCAACCAUAAUGUGGGUAAGAGCAACGAAAUUGGAGGGUGUAGUGGAAGUCAAUCGGACACACAGGAAGCGUGGUCGUGCAUUCCUAAUACCACUGAUGAAUCAAGCUCGGAAAUCCACAUCGAUGAAAGCUUUGCUCGAGACUUCAAAGACCAGAUGCUACGCUCGGCUGCUGUUAGCCCCUCUAAGUUAAACGCACUUCCAGAUACUUUUGAGGCCCCCAAAGCUUUGUCGCACAAAGUACCGUCACUCGAAUUCUUGCACACAAAACAACCUCUCAGAAGUUCCAAACUAGAACGACAGAACACAGUCGGCUCCGCGUUCUCGUGCAAACCAGUUGUCACAUCUCCAUUGAAACUCGCGGGACGAGACCAAUUGAUAGACUUGACGCAGAAUUCGUUUAAUGUCGUCACUUCCCUGAUGUCCGUAGUGAAAACGGAUAUACAAGUUCCAUUGACCAGAACUGCAACGUGGAACGACAAGCCUGUCACCAUAAACUCUGGAGCGACUCGCACCAAGCCCAACGGCCUAAACACAAAACUUAAGUUUCGAUUGUACCGAAAUGUCGACCGUGCGGCCGUGUAUGCUUCCGCCAGCGAAAGCUGUGCCCAUUUACAAUGGGAAGCUCUUGGAAGCCUUUACAACGACAGUGAAGGGGAUGGAGACGAAGAAGAUGUCUACGAGCUUUUGCAGGUUACUUUUGGUCCCCAUAAUGACAGCACCAGUCCGGCUGCGAAAGUAGUAUCUGCUAGGAAUUCUCAAGAAAACACAGUUUUCAGUGAAGAGAUGCAACCUUCGGAAACUCAAGUGGAAAAAUCUCCCUCGCUGCCUCCCUCUCUGUCUUUUUGCUUUGCUAAGGACCUACGCCACAAUCUCAAAGCUAUUGGUCUCAAACCUAAACGAACGCGAUCUGAGAUGCUUCACCAAAUGGAGUCUGCUUCCCAGCAUCUUCUAGAAGGAACACACGAGCAUCAACGACAACAGAUUUUCGACCAACUUACCGCAAUAGUUGAACAUGACCCACCUUUAUUGGAAAAGGUCUACACGUUCGAACCGCUGGUUUUCACCGAGCUGCUACAAUACCUAAUAAAACAGCACCCACUUGUGAGCGAUCUCGACGAAAAAACGGUAAGAACCUGGGCAGACACCAUGGGCAUAUGUCUCAGAAGCGCCGCGGAAGACUAG
Lachancea meyersii CBS 8951 is the source of this 1959-nucleotide messenger RNA. NCBI's taxonomy places the organism in Eukaryota, Fungi, Ascomycota, Saccharomycetes, Saccharomycetales, Saccharomycetaceae. The record is from the annotation of a GenBank genome assembly.